This is a messenger RNA of Gavia stellata (red-throated loon), 462 nucleotides long. RefSeq names its product microtubule-associated proteins 1A/1B light chain 3C-like. The transcript has 4 exons. Bases 1 to 462 code for a protein of 153 amino acids. Gene Ontology annotation, molecular function: ubiquitin protein ligase binding. The record is from RefSeq and is a predicted model, not a curated record. Gene Ontology annotation, cellular component: autophagosome; autophagosome membrane; cytosol. NCBI's taxonomy places the organism in Eukaryota, Metazoa, Chordata, Aves, Gaviiformes, Gaviidae. Gene Ontology annotation, biological process: macroautophagy; autophagosome assembly; cellular response to nitrogen starvation.
AUGCAAGCGGGCGAGGGCAGCUCUCGUCCCUUCAAGCAAAGGAAAAGCCUCGCCACCAGGAUGCACGAAGUGACAGAGAUCCGGAUAAAAUACCCCAACAAGAUCCCGGUGGUUGUGGAGCGCUACCAGAGGGAGAAGACCUUGCCCCCCUUGAACAGGAGCAAGUUUCUGGUGUCCCAGGACCUGCCCCUGUCCCAGUUUGCUGUCACCCUGCGGACACGGCUCUGCCUGGCCUCCUCCCAGACCUUCUACCUGCUGGUGAACAACAAGGGGCUGCCGAACAUGGCCGUCACCAUGCAGGAGCUGUACCGUGACAACAAGGACGAGGAUGGCUUUCUCUACCUCACCUACGCCUCCCAGGAGAUGUUUGGCGGCUCUUCUCCCAGCGGUUGCUUGACCACAAAACCUCCUGCCAACACCGUGUCCUCGUGGCCGCUCGUCUCAGGACUCCAACGCUGGUGA